UUUUUUAUAAUUAAAUUUCUUAUAUAAUAUUUAUAUUUAUAUAUUUUUAUAUAAUUAAUUAUAUUUUUAGUUUGGCAUGUAAAGAAUCGCUGUAACUAAAUAUAUUGAUUUUAUAUUGUAUGUUUCACUUUUGUUAUCAAGUAUAUAAUCUCUUAUUACUAUAGUUUGAUAAUGAGUAUGUAAAUUAUUAUAAAAUUAAAAAUAAAGUUUCUUAUUGUAUAAGAAUAUAUGUCAUUAUGCCAGAAAAUAAAGAAAAAGAAGAAGAAAAACCUGUUGUUGCAAAAACAGCAAUUGAUUUACAACGAUUAAAACUUCAAAAAUUGAUGAAAAAUCCGGAAAAACCUAUUAUAUUACCAGAACGACCUAAAGCUAAAAGUACACCUACAGUACCAGAAUUUGUCCGUAAUGUAAUGGGUAGUAGUGCUGGUGCUGGUAGUGGAGAAUUUCAUGUAUAUAGACAUUUAAGACGUAAAGAAUAUGCACGACAAAAAUUUAUUCAAGAAAAGGGGCAUAAGGAACUUUUAGAUGCAGAAUACCAUAAAAAAAUUGAAGAAAAUAAAAGAAUAGCUAAGGAAAUAACUGCAAAAAAAAGAGCAAAAAUUAAAAAAAAACAAAAAUGGAAACAAAACAAAAAGAUAAAAAUUACAAAUAUAGAACAUAGCAAGAAUGAAAAUAAUAUAUAUUCUUCAGAAGAAGAAAAUUUAAAUGAACAGAAAUUAAAUACUAAAAAUGAUAAAAUAAUUAAGAAUACAUUAAGUUCAAAAGAUUUUAGUCAAUCUGAACAAUCAAAUUCUAUUGCAAAUACAAAUAAAAAUAAAGUUAGUAAUACAGAAUAUAUAGAUAUAAAUGUAAACAAUUCAGCUUCUUAAUAAAAAUAAAUAGGAUUUGGAUUAAAGCAGUAAUUAUA
Messenger RNA from Apis florea (little honeybee), 907 nucleotides. RefSeq names its product PRKR-interacting protein 1 homolog. Gene Ontology annotation, cellular component: nucleolus. Gene Ontology annotation, molecular function: protein kinase binding; protein kinase inhibitor activity; double-stranded RNA binding. The record is from RefSeq and is a predicted model, not a curated record. Lineage: Eukaryota; Metazoa; Arthropoda; Insecta; Hymenoptera; Apidae. Gene Ontology annotation, biological process: negative regulation of protein kinase activity.